AUGUUCCUAAAAUUAACGGAUGGAUGUGACUAUGAUAAUGUGAAUUUUAACGGAAUGGAUGUCCGCGCCAUGGAGCAGCGGCUUUGCGAGUGGCCGGCGGGCGCUGAUGGAGCACCAAGAGCCAUCUCGCGACUAGAAGGGCAAAUCGAGGAACAGAAGCAGCUGCGACUCCAAGACGCGAAACAAGUAGAAGCAAAGGCCGCUCGUAUUAAAGAGUGGGUAACCAAUAAGCUCCGAGAGCUUGAACAGCAAAAUCAGCUGUUGAGAGAACAAAACGACCGCUGUAAUCAGCAAUUGGAGCUCCUUAGAAAUCAUAUUGCCACUCAAGGGAGCAGAAAUUGUAAUUUUCUACCGACUCGAGCUAGUCUUUCCCUUGAAGUGAGGACUGAGGAAGGUUCCAGGACUUCCUCCAGCCUAUUGGCUGCGAACAGACGUCGAUCAGAAAGCCUUGAGGGGCCUCAGCUCCCACUGACUUCUUCAGAGCCGCACUACAGUACUCCGGUGCGACACAGGCGCAAUCUCUCAAUAGGCGCAACCAACUUGACGCAAAACAACGUGACCGCAUCAAAUCAGGUGGCUUUGAACACGAUGAACCGAACAAUGGACGAGCGAACGACGGCCAGCUUACUCGCCGACGAUUUAGCAACUGCUGUUGAAAAUUUAGUAGUAUUGCCCACAACUCCUAAUACAUCAACGGACGGUGAUACUACGCAUGAUUACGCAGAAAUUUAUACUCCAAGCAGAGAACGCACACCAGCUUGGCAGGGUGCAGUGAAUGUCGUGGUUCAAGGUAACAGCCGCGGUGGUUCCUCUACUGGGGAGAGUUCCACGUCAGAAAACCCUCGCCCCCCUACACCACCGUUACAUCGCUUCCCCAGUUGGGAGGCAAAAAUAUAUCAGGUGGCGGACGAUGGUCUCCAACAAUCAGUAGAGGAGGAACUGAGCCCUCCUCCUUGCCCUCGGCCCAUGCAUGAGUCAACAAGUUACCAGGACUUAUCUGUACCGGUGUACGCUACAGUUAAAGGGCGUGCCAGUCAAAUAAGAUCAAUGCCGUUUACUGGGGAUUCUUCCGAUGACUCUUCCGACGGCGAGGAGUCAAUGGGUGUCACUGUUCAGAACACUCCGCAUCACAAUCCAUAUGGCGGGCACUCUUCGAGCCAGAUACCGAUCAACAACGUGAACAUGACCGGCGUACUGCCGAUCUCCAUACAGCACAGCGGCCACGGGCUGCACAACAUCAACACUAACGGACAGUGCAGCUCCUCCGACACCAGCCUCAGCGCCAGCAGCCCCUCCAAAAGCGUCAAGACCAGCUCCAGCCUGAGCCCGGCCAAGCGGUCCAGCAGCGGCUCCCCCAGCAAGCAGAGCAAGACGAGAGACACGUCAUUCGAAUCGGGCAUGUCGGACGACUACGCGAUCCCGCCGGACGCGGGCUCGUGCGAGGGAGCGUGCCGCAGCGAAGCGCGCUCGCGCUGGUCGGCGUGGGGGGCGGCUCUGGCGGACUGGGGGGCGCGGGGGGGUGCCGGUGCCGACUCGCCGCGCAGGCACGACGCGCUCGAGAAAAGCGGACACCUCGCUAAGCUGGGCGGCAAGCUUAAGACCUGGCGGAAGAGAUGGUUCGUCCUCAAGAACGGCACGCUUUCCUAUUGGAAGUCCCAAUCUGAAGUGAAUCGAAAACCUCAAGGUCAAAUAGGUCUUGGUGAGGCCUGUAAAAUAUCACGCAACGAAGGGGCGGCCACUUUCGAAAUCUUCACGGGAAGUCGAACUUACUACCUUACUGCCGACAGCACUGCUACUAUGGAGGAUUGGAUUAGAGUUUUGCAGAAUGUCCAAAGAAGGAACGCCACAAAGUUACUCCUUAGUAAAGAAGACAACAAGCCUACUAUCCAGGGUUGGUUGACAAAGGUCAAGAACGGACACGCGAAAAAAAGUUGGUGUGUCCUGAUCGGAAAAAUGUUUCUUUACUUCAAAUCGCCCGGUGACCAGAAUCCAAUCGGUCAGAUAAAUAUGCGCGACGCCCGUGUUGAAGACGUAGAACACACAUCGGACUCUGAUUCCGAGGAGAAGAACGAUGAUGCCCGCAGCCACCUCACUGUCGCUAUCUACCCGCAGCACCAGGUAACUACGGGUCCCACGUACCUGCUGUUCGAAAGCAAGGCGGACAAGGACGCGUGGCUGUACCAGCUGACGGUGGUGAGCGGCGGCGGCCUCAGCCAGGGCACGCACUUCGAGCAGCUCGUGCACAAGCUCAUGGAGACCGACGGGGACCCCAACUGCGUGCUAUGGCGGCACCCAACGCUGCUGUAUUCGAAGGAGAACAUAACGUCGCCCCUUACGUCGCUCAACUCCGAGGCUCUGCAAGCUGAAGCGUUGAAGCUGUUCAAAUGCGUGCAGCUGUUCAUGUCGGUGGCGGUGGAGCAGGCGGGCAUCGACUACCACGUGGUGCUGGCGCAGAACGCGCUGCAGCAGUGCCUGGACGUGUGCGAGCUGCAGGACGAGCUGGCCGCCUGCCUGGCGCGCCAGACGGCGCCGCACGCGCACUCCAAGCACGGCGUGCAGGUAACCGCGCCCGCCGCCGCCUCGCCCUCGCCCAGCCCGCGCCCCAAGCGCUCGGCCAUUAAGCCCAAGCUCAAAGCACAACUGCUGCUGUGCGCGACUCAGUCGCUGUUCACUUGCGACACGGGCGCUUCGUCUGUCGGCGACAGCAAGAGCGGCGACAUGCCGCCUAAUACAGCGGGCUCGCCCAGCUCUAUACAGGCGCCAUUAUUAUCUGUGGACUGUAAAAGCAACCCGCCGACGUACAGCUUCGUCCAAGGCUGGCAGUUAUUAGCGCUCGCUGUGAGCCUUUUUGUGCCCAGGAACAACAGGCUCCUGUGGUACUUGAAGCUACACCUGAGCAGGCACGCCGAUUCCAAGACGGAGUGCGGCAAGUACGCAGCGUAUUGUGCGCGCGCGUUAGAACGUACUAUACGCAACGGCGGACGCGAAGACAAGCCAUCGCGUAUGGAAGUGCUCUCUAUACUGCUGAAGAACCCCUACCACCACUGUUUGCCUCACGCCAUACCCGUACACAUGCUUAAUAACACUUACCAGGUAAUAGGGUUUGACGGUUCAACCACAGUCGAGGAGUUCCUAUCAACGCUCAGCACGGAGCUGGGAUGCAGAGAGUCUGCGGCUUCCGGUUUUGCGUUGUUCAGCGAUGACCCUAUAGAAAAAGAUCUAGAGCAUCACAUUAAACCCGAUAAAAAGCUUUGCGACGUGAUAUCAAAAUGGGAAACGGCGCUUAGGGAGAAAGGUUCUGGAAAAUUCGAGAACUCUCGCGUCAUAAGGCUUACGUACCGGAAUAGGUUAUACUUCAAGAGCUCGGUACGAACGGAGACGGACAAGGAGCGACUGUUGCUCUGCUAUCAAAUUAAUCAGCAAGUGGUGGCGGGGAGGUUCCCGGUGACGCGCGAGCUGGCGGCGGAGCUCGGCGCGCUGAUGGCGCAGCUGGACGCUGGCGACUGCACGCCCGCGCACUGCGCGCACUCGCAGCCGCUCGCGCACCGCUUCUACCCCUACCGCUACCGCGCCGGCCUCACCAACGAACAGCUGCGGGAUGUCGAAGAGAAGCUCAAGUCAAAAUGGCUCGCGCUAAAGGGUCGUAGUACAGCGGACUGCGUUCGAAUCUACCUCAAUUGCACAAGAAAAUGGCCUUUCUUUGGGGCUACGCUCUUCCAAGCGAGGAUUAAGCAGCCGGACCUGUCGCUGGUGUGGCUGGCGGUGUCGGAGGAGGGCGUGACGGUGCUGGAGCUGGCUUCCAUGAGCGUUAUCGCGCGCUACGCGCUCAACUGCAUCGGACUCUUCGGCGGACUGCAGGACGAUUUAAUGAUGCUUAUCGACGCGGAAGACGCAACGAGUCCUGUACACAAAAUGCUUAUCAGCUUGAACAAACCAAAAAUGGUGGAAUUAACGCACCUUAUUGCGGAUUACAAAAACGCCCUACUCCGAACAGGGGGGCCCGGCACGCCCCAAAUGAACUCCCUAACGCGCAACGGAAGCCACCGCUCAAUACGCAAACCGACUUCCACCCUCCCACAUUCGAGCCCCUCCACUCUUCCCCACACUCACCAUUUAAGCCAGUCCCAUCACACCCACCACACCACCGGACAUAACACGUUAAACUCCCACGCCACAACAAUGACCCUGGGCUCGGAGAGAAACGCAACAUUGACCCUUAGCUCCCACACGUCCACUUUCAACCAACACGUCGAAGCCAGAGUGUUGUCCCAUGGUCAACCAGACAUAUUAAAAUCGACCCCAGAUCAUCACAGAAGCGAAAAAAAGAGAAGCCACACUCAAGAUAGCGGCGUCGCGUGA
Messenger RNA from Parnassius apollo (apollo), 4359 nucleotides. The record is from the annotation of a GenBank genome assembly. NCBI's taxonomy places the organism in Eukaryota, Metazoa, Arthropoda, Insecta, Lepidoptera, Papilionidae.